Gamsiella multidivaricata is the source of this 1747-nucleotide messenger RNA. RefSeq lists its product as uncharacterized. Bases 61 to 1659 code for a protein of 532 amino acids. The transcript is spliced from 2 exons. NCBI's taxonomy places the organism in Eukaryota, Fungi, Mortierellomycota, Mortierellomycetes, Mortierellales, Mortierellaceae. The record is from RefSeq and is a predicted model, not a curated record.
UCCCUCAACAGCACUCAUUCCUCUGAUUCCGCCAUUCCUUGAGAAGACAACGACAACGAAAUGGACACCGCUGUUAUGAAGAGCUGGUACGAGGUCGUGCGUCUGAAUGAUCCCUUUAUCUGGAACCUGGCCGCCGAAGGGUCCUGCAGUCUCAAGGCCGCAGACGAGGGUGUCUGUCUCCCGCACUUGCAGCAUCUCCACCAGCAUACGCAGCUUGUUUCUACGGCCCAUGUAUUUCCACAUCCUUCUCUCACGCUCUCUUCCGCGUCUGUAGCCAAGGAAUCAAACUCGGUGGCAGCAGCAGCAGCAGCCCUCCUUCAAAGGAGCACCCACUGCAAAGCGUUGUUGGAUCCCCAACCACAGAAUGCACUGGACUGGCUGAAAUGUUUGAUCCAGCCCUCUCAAGAUGCUGCUCUGAACGGCAAUGAUCAAGGGCAUCUGCAUCCGAGCAGAAAGGAACUUCGGGCUUUACUUAACACACACGUGGACUUACGCGAAGCUUUCUCUAAGGGCGCAGAAUCAGGCAAAGGAGGCAUCCACGGCUGCAGCCAUGGAGCAGAAGAGGCAGCGUCGAAGCCGUCGUCUUCAGCAACACCGCCUCAUCCUAGUUAUAAUUCGGAAGGAUCCCUUCCCCAUCACCCCCACCGUCAAUCGCCUGGCACGAGGGCGUACCCAACACCAACAUUUUCUAAUUCAUAUUUCGUCUCCAGCAGUGAGAGCCACGCCGCUGGACGGGAAGACGUUGCCUCGUUUGCGGCAGCGGUAGCACCAACAGCAGGUGUGCCAAGUGCAUCAUCAUCGCCAUCGAUGGUGGCCGACCCGGUGACGAAUGCGUCCAUAGCACAGGUAGCGACGGCGGUGACUUCGGCAGGCGAGACUGAAACCGGAUCCUCAAAUCCAUUGGCGGCAGAGCAGCCGACCGAGAUUGCUGCUAACACGAAUGUUGCCGUCUCAGCUGCUGCACCUCUAGCGACAACCAUGCAUACCUUGCCCUCCUCAUCUUCUCCAUCGGCAUCCUCAAAUAGUCCAAGUCCUGCUUCCUUGAUCACAUCUUCCAAUACUGCCGUGAAUGCAGCCAUCGAUAAAGAUACGGCAAUGCAGACGAGUAACACCAGCACCCAGACCACUACAAACGACAACAGCAACAGCACCGGUACGACUGCUGAUAUCCCACCCUCCUCAAGCACAGCAACCACACCUACGAGUGGAACACCCAUCACGCCUUCACGGACCUCCACUCUUGUCCUCUCCUCAUCCGCGACUCUGUAUUCCGUUGCAACGAUGGCACAGGAUGGUCUGGUCCGGUCCAAGGAUGCAACAACAGCGUUUUUCUACCGGACCUUCUCACCCACCUACCGCAUCUCGCGUCUGUACAUCGAUUCAUGGACGAAUGGGUCUCAGAGACGAGGACUUGAGCGGAUCAAGAAUAGUGUUGUUCGCGGGGAUGCAUUGACGCUCGUGAAGGGAACGACAACCCAUAUGAAGGAUGUCUGGAAGCAGGUCAUGACGGCGUAUCGUGUCAAGAGUGCCAACAUUACUGCGAAGGCUGCAGCAGACGGACGGGGGAAGAACAAGAGUAAGAGCAAGAGUAAGAGCAAGAAGAAGAACCAUGACAGAGAGAAUAAUAGUGCGGACGAGGAUAGCAAGACUCGUCCAUAGACACUGAAACACAUACGAGCAUGCACGCACGUAGGCAAUCAGGCGCAAAAAAAAAAAAGGUUAGAACCUUUUAGCAGAAUAAAUGUAC